UCCCCCAGCUCUUGUCUAUCCAUGCUAACCUAAUGUCUCCACUCCUCUCUUUCCACAGCUUCAGCGACUAAAGCGCUCCUUGUCCUUCAAGUCACUGAUGCGCAGCAAGAGUGUGGACAACUUCUUCCAGCGCCCCAGCAACGGGGAAGUCCGCCUGCCCUCUGGGAUCAUCCACGAGCCUCCGCUGCCCUCCUCGCCACCACCCUUCGGGGAGACGCCCCUGACCUGCGAGCGCUCACCCUCCCUCUCCCUGUUGCUCAGCCCCAACCCCUCGCUUUCGUCCCACUCGCCCUCCCUCAGUCCCUCCCUCUCCCUGACCUCCAAAGCCCAGCUCCAGGGCCAGCUCCAGGGCCAGCUCCAGGCCCGGCUAGUGAAGACCCACUGUUUCCAGGAGCACGUCUUCCGCCGGCCCACCUGCUGCCAGCAAUGCAAACACGUGAUCCAGGGUAGGUAAAUUCAGGUCCAGUAUUCCCUUAAUACAAUGCAGUGACAUGAAAUACAAAUAAUCUUCUGGUAGAUCAUGUCACAUCAAAGCUAUUCUCUUAGGGCAGACUACUGACUACUGAGAGACAGUAUGCACAUCCAACACAAUCUAACAAUCAGUGCAAUGUUUCCAUGAAAGUUUGAGCUCUUGUGGCCAAAUGGCAAGUUAGGAUUUUGAUUGAGGGCGAGUGUGAAGUAGAUGUGGCUGAUAAUCACACUGUCCAUACACACGUUGCCAAUAACAUCUCUCAUCAAAAGGGUCUCACUUUGACAUUUUAUAACCUAGUCCUAGUUGAUUGAUUGAUUUUAUUUAUUUUGUUGAUUGAUGAAUGGAUUGUAGUGUGUGAGCUGAGGCUACUGUCCUGUGUGGUAUGUACAGUACAGUAUAGUACAGUAAAGUACAGUACUGUAGUAACCUGGCUUUCCAUCUGUGCAGGGAACUCCAAGCAGGGUCUACGCUGUAAAGCCUGUAAGCUGGGUGCCCACCUCUGGUGCUCCUCUGAGCUGUCCCAACAGCCCUGCACAGGAAAGGUGAGUCAACUGUCCUAGAUUCAGAUUUCCCCACAGCUGUCUUGUCCUCAACCAUUAUAACCUAAGUAGUGAACUGAUCUAGAGUUAGAUAUCUACCGCUUUCCGAUCCUCAACAAUUACGGUCUAAAUAUUAUUUUGGGGGGCCAUGGUGGACCCAAUACCAUCACUAAGACCAAGGUGGGCUUGCGGGGGGCUGCAUUUAGUCUCAAAGUCCCAAUCUUGUUAAAAGAGGACAAACGUUUUUCCGCUAGAGGAGCUAAAAAAAAGAAAAGAGGGGACAACCCGACAAAGAAAAGAGAGAAGAAGAGUGAGAGCCUUAAUUAAAUGAUCCGCAACGAUUCUGAAUUUCUAUAUGUGGAACAAAAGCCAAGGUUAGGGCUGAGGCAGAUAGCGUUAUCCUGUUUUUACCCCCAUCCAUCCCCCUGUCACUCCCCCUCCUCACCCUCUUCAUGCAUGGAUCCGAUUUUCCUCAAGUCAGUCAGAAAAAUCAACAUCUCCCUGCACCAUGCGCUGUGGCUAAUUCAGUGUGAAAUGCGGUGUGUUUGAGGCGCUCACGGUUCCCGCGGGACACGACAUGGCCAGCAGUAGGAAAAAUUGUGUCUGCUGCAUAGUCAUCAAAACCGGGAUUAGGAAUAUUGGACGACUGGAGGAGAGACGGCAGCAACAUGCUACAGUAGCUCGUACAUAAGCUUAGACUCGUGUUGGGCUUCCCCCCCUUGAUUAGUUUGUAAUGACUUUUGGUGUCACUUUGUAUGCUAAUUAAAUGUGGCCCCUGUGGAGUGGGAUUUGAAUUUGAAUUAAUUUUUAAACAUUUAAUUCAUUUAAUUUAGUGACGUUGUCAACGUUUUUCUUUUGUAGAGUAAAUUACAAUUUGUUUAAAAAACCCAAGGACCAAACACUAUGAAAAGCAAAGCGAGGGUUUGGAAAAUAUGGUUAUACUGGUAAUCAACCUUGCCUUCAGAUAGGCUGGGUGAAAAUGUCCACCAUAUUGCUUACACCUAUCCAAUCCUCUCUGAUCUACACAAUGCCUAGGGCCUAUGAGUUAGGGGCUAGGAGUUAGGGGCUAGGAGUUAGGAGUGAGAGUGUCAAUACAGGAUUGGACACCAGUCUCGUUUGAGGUAAAGAGAGGGGCAGUUGUGUGUUUGUCCAAAAGUGUCCAGAAAUCUUAAUCAGUUGGACAUCUGGGAGCCACAUUGAAUCCAGCCAGUGGGAUUAUCUUCCAAGGUGCAUUAGUAAUCUAGCCCAAUGCCCAGCCUAGACCAAGGAUUAUAAUGAAGGCCCGAUUGGGAUGGGGAUAAGGGAUGAUUAGGGAAGUUUGGUUCGUAAUUCCACCUCGCUCAGCUUCACCCCCAAAUAAUACAAAAUAGUAGUUGGCCAAGAUUAACUAACAAGAGUUUUGUAAACACUACUAGUUUAGUGUUCUAUUCUCUCUAGUGCUUUCUCGUUCUCUCUCUCUCUCUCUCUCUCUCUCUCUCUCUCUCUCUCUCUCUCUCUCUCUCUCUCUCUCUCUCUCUCUCUCUCUCUCUCUCUCUCUCUCUCUCUCUCUCUCUCUCUCUCUCUCUCUCUCUCUCUCUCUCUCUCCCUCUCUUUCUCAUCAUCGUUUGACCCUAUCAGAGGUGAAGCUGUAAUUUGGACAGGGAUGAGGAGGGCCCCAAGAUAAGCAAUAAGAGAAGCAAUAAGCGUUAAAUUGACUUUAGAUCACUCCAGAGAAAGUAGAAAGUCACCCCUCCAAUUCCCCACAUGCCCUGCUGAGUGCCUUGGGCCAUCGUUGACAGCCAAUAGGAACCUCUCGUCUCAUUUAUCAAAAUCUCACAGUGGCGCUCACACAUCUGUUAUAAUAUAUCAGGUGCUUGGUGAGAAAUAAGACAAAUCCAAUCAAAUGCAGAGAGGAUACCCUGACCACAUAAUGAUUUAUGAUUUAUGCUCCCAAAAAGCUAUAUUUGGAAGAAGCGAGAAUGAUCUACCAGUUAUUGCCACAAGACCAUGUUAGCACGCCAAACUAAAGCCAAGGCAUUAGCUCAGGGAGCUAACGCAAGUCUUCCCGCCUUGGGUAAGGUUACUCAUCACGGUUCAUGGUUCACCUUACAUGAGCAUGGUUGAGAAUAUUUUGUCGAUGACACUGCCCAGUCCUAUCUUAUGCUUUCGGUUAUCAGUUCUCAUCAAAAGACUGUGUUAGCCCACUGAACUAAAGCCAAGGCAUUACCUCGGAAGCUAACACAAGUAUUGGGUAAGGUUGCUUAUCACAUUAGCAUGGCCCUGACACCUUAUCUUCUCCUCGAUGUAUAAGCUCUCAUCUAACCACUGAUGACAGCUAUUGAUACAGUGUAUUCGGAAAGUAUUCAGACCCCUUCCCAUUUUCCACAUUUUGUUACGUUACAGCCUUAUUCUAAAAUGGAUUAAAUUACUUUGCUUUCUUCAUCAAUCACAGGUUUGUGGAAUCUUUGCAAAUGUAUUAAAAAUAAAAAACAGAAAUACCUUAUUUACAAUAAGUAUUCAGACCCUUUGCUAUGAGAAUUGAAAUUGAGCUCAGGUGCAUCAUGUUUCCAUUGAUCAUCCUUGAGAUGUUUCUACAACUUGAAUGGAGUUCACUUGUGCUAAAUUCAAUGGAUUGGACAUGAUUUGGAAAGGCACACACCUGUCUAUAUAAGGUCCUGAGCUGGCCGCCCCCAGCCAAACUGAGCAAUCGAGGGAGAAGGGCCUUGGUCAGGGAGGUGACCAAGAACCCGAUGGUCACUCUGACAGAGCUCCAGAGUUCCUCUGUGGAGAUGGGAGAACCUCCCAGAAGGACAACCAUCUCUGCAGCACCACCAGUCAGGCCUUUAUGGUAGAGUGGCCAGACGGAAGCCACUCCUCAGUAAAAGGCACACGACAGCCUCUUGGAGUUUGCCAAAAGGCACCUAAAGGACUCUCAGACCAUGAGAAACAAGAUUCUAUGGUCUGAUGAAACCAAGAUUGAACUCUUUGGCCUGAAUGCCAAGUGUCAGGUCUGGAGGAAACCUGGCACCAUCCCUACGGUGAAGCACGGUGGUGGCAGCAUCAUGCUGUGGGGAUGUUUUUCAGCGGCAGGCACUGGCAGACUAGUCAGGAUCGAGGGAAAGAUGAAUGGAGCAAAGUACAAACAGAUCCUUGAUGAAAACCUGCUCUAGAGCGCUCAGGACCUCAGACUGGGGAGAAAGUUCACCUUCCAACAGGAAAACAACCCUAAGCACACAGCCAAGACAACGCAGGAGUGGUUUUGGGACAAUUCACUGAAUGUCCUUGAGUGGCCCAGCCAGAGCCUGGACUUAAUUGAACAUCUCUGUAGAGACCUGAAAAUAGCUGUGCAGCGACACUACCCAUCCAACCUGACAGAGCUUGAGAGGAACUGCAGAGAAGAAUGGGAGAAACACACCAAAUACAGGUGUGCCAAGCUUGUAGCGUAAUACCCAAGAAAACUUGAGGCUGUAAUAGCUGCCAAAGGUGCUUCAACAAAGUACUAAGUAAAGGGUCUGAAUACUUAUGUAAAUGUAAUAUUUCCAUUUUUUCUAAAAACCUGUUUUUGCUUUGUCAUUAUGAGGUAAUAUGUGUAGAUUUUUUAUUUAUUUUUUUAGAUUGAUGGGGGGGGGGGACAAUUUAACAAAAUGUGAAAAAGGUCAAGGGGUCUGAAUACUUUCCGAAUGCACUGUAUAUGGAUAUAAUUUACGCCAUGAUGCAGCAAAGAUGAAAGUAGAGCUAUGCUGCACCUAGGACGGGAUCGUACAGGAAACAACAACGACACAACACUGCUCCCUCUGUCAAACACAAAGCUUUCAAUAGCUCAGAUCGACCUUUGAGUUGUAUUCCGUUCCUAUUCCUAAAUCAGAAUCCGUGAUUCAUCGUCUCACACGUCCGUGGACUAUUUUAAUCCCAACGGCUUGGGAAUUACUGUGGCGAAUGUUGGUUUUCUGUCAAACGACAAUGCUGAGGCUUUGUUGUGCUUGUCUAGCUGUCAUGUGAACAAUGCUGUACACAUAGACAUGAUAAGAGAGUGCAGGUAUAGUUCAUUGCAAAUGCAUAAGGCUAAGAAUUGAGUUCCACCUGUCUCCGUGUUCAACUCAUAGGGACCCACAAGCCACAGUCUGCAGAAGGACUAUCACACACAGUCAGCAUCCCCUCUACACACACGUACGCACACACAGUCACACACACACACACACGCACACAUGCACACACACAUACAUUUUGAGCUUCCUUUGUAAGCCACAAGACUAUCCGUUUACGGUGGGAAAGUCUCUGACCUUUGUGUUUGUCCGCUUUUAGCUGCUCAAAUAACAUUCAGCUGAUAGGGACAGUUAUGUAUCUCCUCUCUGUCUCUUUCUCAUCCCCCUCUCCUUCUCUCUAUCUCGCCUGCUAGACGGGGGCCUUUAAACGAAACUUCAGCUCCCCUCUCUUGACUAACGAUAUGUUAGGGGUGGUCAAGGAAGCUCUACCAUCGCAAGGUGAGUGUGUGUGUGUGUGCGUGCGUGUGUGUGUGUUGCUUGAGUGAUCAGUGUUGAUGCCACAGAUACAUAGACCUUUUGUUCAUUCCAAGAUCUGAUCUGUAGUAUGACACGUUGUUUUUGCUCUGUGUGUGUGUGUGUGUGUUUCUAGAGUCUGAUAAAGGGGGAGUUGACCCUGUGUAUGAGGCCCUGCGUUACGGGACGUCGCUGGCACAGAUGAGUCGCUCUAGCUUCGGAAGCAUCACUGAGUCCCCCAUUCAUGAGGUACACUGCUUACACACACACUUGAGUUCAUAGAUACAAAUAGUAGAUUUCAAAUGUUUUCUCACUAAACUUUUUAAAGCAAUGUGUUUUGAUAUACAAAUGCUACCAAUAACAGUUAAAACUGAGCAUUUUUUUUCCCACUUCUUUCCUUUUUGCACCCUGUCUUCUUCCCUCUCUGACUUGGCCCCUGUUCUUGUCUGCUAUAGGUGGAGAGUGUAUGGGAGGGACUGGAAACACAACCAAUCAUUGAGGAGGAGUUUGUCCCAGAGACUGAGAGUGAGUUGGAUCAAAUGUCCCACAAUUUACUCACCCCUAACCUAUUACCUGACAUCUCACCCCAACAUCUCACCUCUAACCAAUCACUCCCUAACCUCUCACUCCUAACCUAUUAUCAGAGAUGGAAGAGGAAGUGAGACAUCCCACUCUCAGUUUUUUUUGUUGUUCAUAUACAUUCAAUGAACUAAGCAGACCAGACCCAACAUUGGUGUCUAUGGGAGAGCCACCUCGUUAAGCAGACCUGAACUGACCAUUCAUUUCAAUGGUAAACGGCCUGAGUGAACUAUCUUCAUUUAUCCACCAUCUUUGCUAUUAUCCCUAACCCCUCCCCAAUGUUUCCUCUAAUAUUUUUCGUCACUGAACGAAGUCACUGAAGUUUUGCUGAGCGCAAACUUGAACCUUGUGAAUUUCUGUGCAACUUCCGGCGCACGUUUACUGUGAGCACUGAGGCUGUACCCACUUUAAUUUACUGUUUUAACUGUGGCCAAGUAGGCUACUGUGGCUAUUUGAUCAUAAUGUAGGCCUACUAGAGUGGCCUACCAUAAAAAACUAUGGAGAAAAUGCAUCACAUAACAUUUUAACAUGGAAAUAGUGGUUAAAUCAUUCAGCCUACAGUAGCAGCCAAUGUGUGGUGUUCAAUGUAGGCCUACAUUCCAUGAGACUUUAGAAAAAAACAUGCAGGGCUUGACAUUAACCUGUUUAUCCACUUGUCCUUCAGACAAGGAGGUGACUGAACACAUUGUUUUGUUGUUUGAUGCAAGAAACCACUUUUCAAAAUAAAAUGUAUUAUUAUUCCCAUACCAUUAUUACAGAGAAUCAGACAAAUUAUGCUACCCUCUGCCUAUUGGCUACUUAGUUUAUUCAAGCCUGUCUAAAAAUACAACACUGCCCCUUUAAGACAUUAAAAAAAGCUCUUUACCUGACUCGCUUUUCAAAGAUGGCUAGAAAUACACGUUUUGUGCUCUUGUAGGAAGCAAUCACUCCCGCAUUGCUAACUACAAAUUAGCUCAAACUGGGCUAAUAACUCAUUAACUAGCAAAGAAAAUGAACAAAUGUGCACACGUGGCUAAAUGCAGCUUUCGCUUUGAUCUCAAAAGAAGCGCAUAAUAAUCGCAACCGCUCAUGUUGUAAAACAGUCCAGUUCAAAGUGAAUGGUACAAAUCCAUAUAUGGCAAUGGUCUAUUUGCAUAUAGGCCUACUGCAGCUCUGAUUGGUUAUGGCACACCAGUCUGUGUAGAGAACGGGCAAUAGAAUCCUAUUCCGAUGCGUUCUGCCUACAGCAAAAUAUUUUGCAUAGUUAGUUUUGCAUACUAAGGCGUGCAUAAUUUGUUUUGUUUCGGUAUGUUCCAUUGAAAGUGGCUAAUAUUGCAUUGAUUCGAUUAUAAUUCCCACAGUAAAGGGAAACAUUGCUAGUGUUAACUAACGGGGAAAUCUCUACAACUUCGUGCUUCUCUGCGCGGCUUGAUAUUUAUUCUGUGCGGCAGUCCCUGUGAAGCUGUGCCCGCACACGAGCGUAGCUUAGAGGGAACAUGGCCCCUCCCUAUCCUUUCACCACAAUGCACACUCACUCCAAACCCCCAACAUUCUGGGCUUUAAAUGGUUGAGUCAACAUAUUUCCUAAUUAUUUCAAACUCCUUUAUCAAUGUCAUGUAAUUUAAAUGUAAUCAAUGUAACAUUAAAAUAUAAUGUAAUGUUAUAAAUGUAAUGUUGCAUCAACAUGACUAGUUGGUUGAACUUGCAGAAAGUCUUGCAACUUGCAAAAAGCCAAGCCUGGACUGUCAACCGUUGUCCUCUCUCCUGAAAUAAUGUAUUUCAUUAUAGACUAUCAUUAUACCCAUCCAUUACACUGAGAAGGCCUUCCAUUGACAUAACUAGGUGAUGUGUGUGUGUGUGUGUGUGUGUCUAUCUGUGUGUGUGUGUAUGUGCGUGUUUAUGAAUGCAUACACCUGUGUGUGUUGUAACUUCACCAGUAUUUUCCAUCUUCUCUAAAUUCGAUGAGAAAAGAUGAAGUACUGUGUAUGCUUUAACUAACUGACCUUGUCUUUGUCCUAUACUGCAAAGUGACAAGACCCCCUCCCUUUCUCUCUCGCUCUCUUUCUGUCUCUCUCUUUCUGCUACCUCUCUCUUGCUCUCUCUCCCUAUCUCUAGAAGAGCGAAAUAGGCGAGAGAGAGAGUUUCUCGGAGAGAGAGAGCGAGCUAGUAAGUACGAGCAGAGAGCAUAUAGCUCUCAGCAACCACUCCUCCCCUCCUCCCUCUCCCCCCCCGCUCUCUCUCCCCCCAUGCCACCCUCUCCCCCCCCCGCCUCUCUCCCUCUAGCUGUCAAUCCUUCUGAAAGUGAGAAGGCCGAUUCGGAGGACAGGGUCAGUCUGAAGGUGUGUAGUCAGCAUCUCUUUCUCAAGUGUUUCCUCUCUCCUUUCAUGCUCAUCCGUCCCUUUUCACUUCCAUGAAACAUCAAGUGCUGUAGGCCUUUAUCUAUCCACCCCUUCAUCCCUCCAUCCCUCUUCACCUCUAACGCUAAACCCUCCCUCUCUUUAUCUCUCCUUCUUUCAAACUCUGCUCACAACCUCCAUGCGACUUUCUGUUCACCCCUGCUUUACUAAAAUUGCAUUGGCCAAUGCAGUACUGUAAUACUGUAGUAUAUGCCAUUUAUGUAUGAUUGCCAUCCCCAUGAGUGUACCACCCUCCCUCAGGCCAUGGAUGAGGCAUGCAAUGAGUUCAGUCCAGACAUGCUGUACGUCAGGCUUGCAUUCGCUAUGCCAAAAUGUUUUUCCCCAGGCGCAUGAACAAUGAGGAUAUUUACUGCGAUUUCUAUGGCCAAAUGCUCAAGACAGGCUUGAUGCAAACUAGUGCCUUCUAAACAUUGUUUCUUUCAUUUCUUUCAUUUGAUUACAUUGUAGCUCAAUUGAUAGAGCAUGGCACUUGCAACGCCAGGGUUGUGGGUUCAAUUCCCAUGGGGGGCCAGUAUGACAAAUGUAUUCACUCACUAACUGUAAGUCGCUCUGGAUAAGAGCGUCUGCUGAAUGACUAAAAUGUAAAUGUAAAUGAUAGAUGUCUUCAAUGAUCACACAUGGGAUAGAAAUUACGGAAAUGUUAUGUUCAGUAAAUUGUAAUGGGUAGAGCAAGUGUAUUGCCUAACGUGAAAACAGUGUAAUAUACUGUAAUUUACAGUACUGUAGCAUACUACAUUCAGUGGGCAAUUUUUUUACAUUUUGCUAUUGGAUUAACUGGUGGUUAAAAUAACUGAAUUGAGAAGAUAUCAUUAAGUUGUGUUUUGGUGAACCAAUGUACUCAUUAUAUUUCUCAGUAAACUUACACUACCGUUCAAAAGUUUGGGGUCACUUAGAAAUGUCCUUGUUUCUUUGUCCAUUAAAAUAACAUCAAAUUGAUCAGAAAUACAGUGUAGACAUUGUUAAUGUUGUAAAUGGCUAUUGUAGCUGGAAACGGCUGUUUUUUAAUGGAAUAUCUACAUAGGUGUACAGAGGCCCAUUAUCAGCAACCAUCAGUCCUGUGUUCCAAUCAUGGGCGGUGUGUUCAAUAGGGCGAUAUGGGCGACGCACUGCCAAACGGGAAAAGGAAGGGAUUUUUUUUCUAAUCAAUUAUAUCAUGGCAACAGUAGUUCAGUGUUCACGUCUGAUCUGCCAGCCACUAAAUGUCCAAUCAGGCUAAAGUCGUGCUUCAAAUGUCCCCGCCCGUUUUGGGGCGAUUUCAGUCAGGUUGAAAAUCGCCCAGAAGUCUCUCAUAGCCUCUAAUGUAAAAUAAUUUUUUUUCAAAUUUCUGAGCUUUCAAUACAUUCUCUAUGGGUGUCUGAGGGCUUGCACUUACGCGCUUUCGUCAUACGUAACGUAACGUAACCAUGAACGGCAGACAGCAACGCUUGGACAGCGACUGGUGUAACCGACAUGCACCAUCUUUCAGAAAAGAUUAAGAAAAAUGAGCUGUCAAAGACCCACAUUGAUAGCUGUUUGAGAUUGUCUGCUUUGGUGAGAGUGAAUAUUGCCACUCAACUGGAUGAGGGAUACAGGCUAGCUGUCCGCCGCCACAACGAUGAGGUUAGCAACAGCAGAGUCGUGAACACUGUCUACGAGAAUCGAGACGACCUCAUAGAAUGUUUUGAAGCCAUCCGGACGGGUUCAUUGGGUUCAUUUGACCAGCCCACCGUACCAGAAGCUACAGAAUAAGGACAUCGAUGCUGUCUUUAUCAAACGUGCCCUCGACAGCUUCGCAAGCAGUGUGCAGGCCAUAAGGUAAGAUAAAGAUUAAACAAUAUCAUUCGAUCUUUCUCAAAGCAGAGCUUUAUUUGAAAAUGUAUGCAUGAAAGGAGACUGCAUUUGUGUUUGAAAUUACAUUAUUGUCAUUAUAUAUGGCCAGUGGUGUAAUCUAUCUUAUUUUAUAUACUAUGUGUACUGUACAGUGGUGCUCAUAAGUGUAUGAACACAUUCUAAAGCUGACUAAAAAGAGGAAUAAAAAAAUAAAAAAAUCAUCUUUUGGAAAUUGAUCUUAAUGACUUAAUUAAAAAAGUUGGAAAAUCCAACCUUUAAGGACACCAAUUUUAUUUUAUUUUUUAUUCCUCUUUUUAGUCAACUUUAGCAUGGGAUCAUAAGCUUAUGAGCACCACUGUAUACUGUGCUGAACAUCCAGGCUAUGUGAGACACAAAGGCUAACUUAAACACUAAAGACUUUAUGCAUCCCUGCCCAUUUUAAGUGGAACUGAAGUAUUUGUACUAUACAUGGAUACAUUGCAUAUACCUGUGCAUCACAUAGACAACAAUACUGUACAAAGCCAACAAACACAUUGGUCUGUUUGCCUUCAGGGACUCCUCUCAACAGCAGCUGCAAGAAGCAACAGGAGCCAAAAGACCCAGAACAGCUUUGAGAGAAGAGGAGAAGCAGAGGCUGUCUGAAGAGGUCUGCAACACCAUCCUGGAUCACACCAAAGAAAGGUUCUCUUUCUCUGGCCACCUUGUGAGUGCUACCUUACUGCAAGCAGACAUGUUUGAAAGGUACUGCCAUUCAAAAAAAUAAAAAAUCUGUUCAUGUUCAUUUUUACAAAUCUAUACAAUUGGCCAGAAUAUGGUUGUUCAUAUUUACAAAUCUAUACAAUUGGCCAGAAUAUGGUUGUUCAUUUUUACAAAGCCAUACAUAUUGUUUAUGCAGUGUUGAGGAAUGUGAAAGAACACCCUUGAUUAUUUUUACUGUGAUAACUUAUUUUGCUUUUGUAAGCCAACACUUUUGAGAUCAGUCAAUAAAUGCUUCUGGUAUUGACUUAUAUGCUGCCCCUGUCUUCAUGUUGUUGCUGGACAUAUCUUUUUAAAAAUGUGUGUAGGUCACCUAAAUCAUCAGAAAAAUUGCCCCUCCUGAGAAUUUUUUCAGGAGCCGCCACUGGUUCCAAUGGCACGUUGUGUUUGCUAAUCCAAGUUUAUUAUUUUAAAAGGCUAAUUGUUCAUUAGAAAACCCUUUUGCAAUUAUGUUAGCACAGCUGAAAACUGUUGUGCUGAUUAAAGACGCAAUACAACUGGCCUUCCUGAGACUAGUUGAGUAUCUGUAGCAUCAGCAAUUGUGGGUUCGAUUACAGGCUCAAAAUGGCCAAAAACAAAGGACUUUCUUCUGAAACUCAUCAGUCUAUUCUUGUUUUGAGAAAUGAAGGCUAUUCCAUGCGAGAAUUUGCCAAGAAACUGAAGAUCUUGUACAACGCUGUGUACUACUCCCUUCAUAGAACAGUACAAACUGUCUCUAACCAGAAUAGAAAGAGGAGUGGGAGGCCCCGGUGCACAACUGAGCAAGAAGACAAAUACAUUAGAGUGUCUAGUUUAAUGAACAGACGCCUCACAGGUCCUCAACUGGCAGCUUCAUUAAAUAGUACCCACAAAACACCAGUCUCAACGUCAACAGUGAAGAGGCUACUCCGGGAUGCUGAACUUCUAGGCAGAGUUGCAAAGAAAAAGCCAUAUCUCAGACUGGCCAAUACAAAGAAAAGAUUAAGAUUGGCAAAAGAACACAGACACUGGACAGAGGAAGAUUGGAAAAAAAGUGUUAUGGACAGACUAAUCGAAGUUGUAGGUGUUCGGAUCACAAAGAAGAACAUUUGUGAGACGCAUACCAAAUUAAAAGAUGCUGGAGGAGUGCUUGAUGCCAUCUGUCAAGCAUGGUGGAGGCAAUGUGAUGGUCUGGGGGUGCUUUGGUGGUGGUAAAGUGGGAGAUUUGUACAGGGUAAAAGGGAUCUUGAAGAAGGAAGGCUAUCUCUCCAUUUUGCAACGCCAUGCCAUACCCUGUGGACGGCGCUUGAUUGGAGCCAAUUUCCUCCUACAACAGGACAACGACCCAAAACACAGCUCCAAACUAUGCAUGAACUAUUUAGGGAAGAAGCAGUCAGCUGGUAUUCUGUCUAUAAUGGUGUGGCCAGCACAGUCACCGGAUCUCAACCCUAUUGAGCUGUUUUGGGAGCAGCUUGACCGUAUGGUAUGUAAGAAGUGCCCAUCAAGCCAAUCCAACUUGUGGGAGGUGCUUCAGGAAGCAUGGGGUGAAAUCUCUUCAGAUUACCUCAACAAAUUGACAACUAGAAUGCCAAAGGUCUGCAAGGCUGUAAUUGCUGCAAAUGGAGGAUUCUUUGACGAAAGCAAAGUUUGAAGGACACAAUUAUUAUUUCAAUUAAAAUCAGUAUUUCUAACCUUGUCAAUGAAUACAUUUCCUUUGCAUUUUGCUAUAUUUACUAUUCAAACUCAUUUCAUAUAUGUUUUCAUGGAAAACAAGGACAUUUCUAAGUGACCCCAAACUUUUGAACGGUAGUGUAUAUUUUGGAUCAAUGGUGAAAGAUGUCUACAAACAAAAUGAAUGCACAAUGAAAGGUUUUGAAUGCAAGACUGGCUGCAUUACAAAUGUUACCAGUUUGGAGUUUUGUACUAGGAGUUUAGAAAAUUCUCCACAAACAUACUGUACUUGUGAAAAUAAUACCAAAGAGAUAACAAAAAAAACUGUACGUGUGUAUUAGACUAAUUUGGUGUGUGCGUGUGUCCAGACUCCAAAGCGCAUCGACGUCCACUCCGUACACACCUACGUGGCUCUGUACAAGUUCAUCCCUCAGGAGAAGAAUGAUCUGGAGUUACAGUGAGUUAAAUACAUAGUACCUUUAUGUGUGUGUGCGUGUGUGUGUGCACGCAUGUGCUUGUGUGUGUGUGUGUGUGUGUGUGUGUCUGCACACGUGUUCUGUCAUAUUCAGACAGAAAGUCAGACUUCACAUUACCACAUGAAAGGUAAAAAGGGAGAGAGGUGUGUGUGUAUGGGGAGGGGGUAUUGUCGUAGUGGGCAGGUGAGAAAAACAGGAAGGACGUAUGCAGUGCCAACACAUCUCUCAGACCAUCUGCCUUCUCACUGGGGGUCUGAGACGUAGCUGGCAACGCUGUUGGAACUACAGACUGAGAAGGACAGGCAGCCGGGGAUGUGUGUGUGUGCGUGUGUUUGUGUGUUUAAUCAGUACCUGUUGUUUCCCUCUCAGACCUGGCGAUCGAGUGCAAGUAACUGAUGACUCCAAUGAGGACUGGUGGAAGGUGGGUAAAAAAUACAGUUUUUGUUUUGUUACUCGGGCCCAGAAUACUCAUACUUUCGAUAUCCAUCCUUCCUUCCUUCCGUUCUUCCUUCCUUCCGUUCUUCCUUCCUUCCGUUCUUCCUUGCUUCCAUUCUUCCUUCCUUCCUUUCUUUCCUUCUGUUCUUCCUUCCUUCCUUCCUUCCUUCCGUUCUUCCUUCCGUUCUUCCUUCCGUUCUUCCGUUCUUCCUUCCUUCCUUCCUUCCUUCCUUCCUUCCUUCCUUCCUUCCUUCCUUCCUUCCUUCCUUCCUUCCUUCCUUCCUUCCUUCCUUCCUUCCUUCCUUCCUUCCUUCCUUCCUUCCUUCCUUCUGUUCUUCCUUCCUUCCUUCCUUCCUUCCUUCCUUCCUUCUGUUCUUCCUUCCUUCCUUCCUUCCUUCCUUCUGUUCUUCCUUCCUUCCGUUCUUCCUUGCUGCCUCUUCCUUGAGAAAAAUGCAACACAUUUGGAUAGGUAUAGCCAAGGGCUCCAUUACAUUUACAUUUACAUUUACGUCAUUUAGCAGACGCUCUUAUCCAGAGCGACUUACAAAUAGGUGCAUUCACCUUAUAGCCAGUGGGAUAACCACUUUACAAUGUUUUUUUUACAUAGCUUUCACCCUUCCAGUCAUGUCAAUAUCAGAAAAGUCAUGAAAGCAUUCAAGUAUUCAAACAGGACCUACUAUACUAUAUAAAGUAGUGAUGCGCGGGUAAGCUAUUUCUUCACCUGCACCUGCCCGCACUUGCUAAUAACCCAUCUGCAACCGCCUGACUAUAUGUGAUAACGUGAAAAUCUGAGGCCCGCACCCGACCCUAACCCGCAAAUAUAGAAAAUGCGCUGGUUCUAGAUAGCACCUUUCGUAGAAGACUAAAUAACAUGGAGUGUUCUUAGACAAUGGAGAGAGUAGUGACUUUAUCAAGGUAAAAGUUGCCCAUAAGCACAGAUCUAGGAUCAGCUUAACUUCCCCCAAUUCUACCUGUAACCAUUAGGUGGGGAAAAGCAAAACUGACCUUAAAUCAGUUUCUUUGGGCAACUUCGGUUUAGCAGAGCUAGUAGUCAGUAAGUGGAGCAGGCUGUAAUGAAAGUUUUAUGUGCUUUGCCUUUUGGUUUGGCCUAAUGGAGAUAAGCUGAGCGCAGAGGGAAAAGCAAUCGUCAGCUCACACUGUGAUGAGUGUGAUGGAAGGAGUCAGGCGCAGGAGGGUAAUCACCGAAUACAAAGUUUAUUCCUUCGUUACACAAAAUACGCUGGAAUAACAACAAACGAAACAGGCACAGGGGAAACUAUCUACCCUGGCAAUACACUGUAACGUAUCUCCAUACAAUACAUAGGCACAGGGGAAAUAUCUACCCUGGCAACAAAAUGGUACGAGUAGCUCCACUACUCUCACAUUCAAACAAUCACCCACAAGGACAAGGGGGCAGAGGGAACACUUACUAAUGAGGGGAUUAGAACCAGGUGUGUGUGAUUGACAAGACAAGACAAAUGUGAUGAUGAUGAUUGGGGCGGCAGUGGUUAGUAAGCCGGUGACGACUAACGCCGAAGCCUGCCCGAACAAGGAGGGGAGGCAGCCUCGGCGGAAGUCGUGACACACACUCACCUAAGAAUAAAGAAAACAUUUGCACGCAAACACGUUGGGACACGCGUGCAUGCAGACACACCAUUUCUUCAAACAAUAAAAAAGUGCUGUACCUACAUGGAUGUGCCAUUUGUCUAUUGGCAUUUGGCGUUUACCCACCUUUUUAUCACUACAUCCCUGGGAAUAUACUAGCAUAGUGGAAUUAAUUGUCUUAACUAUGUUCUGCUGUGUGUGUUCACAGGGGAAAAGUAAAGACAAGCUGGGUUUCUUCCCCGCCAACUUUGUACAGAGAGUGCGCCCAGGUGAGCGUGUGUGGAAGGUCACAGGUGGUUUCCAUGGUGACCGUGACAGAGGGCAGAUGACUGUGAAAGAGUCUCAGGUACACUGACACACACACACACACACACAUUUUAGUCAUUUAGCAGACGCACACACACACACAAGCCCCUGUACUAAACACCUUUAUUUUCUCAAACUAGAUCUGUGUGGGGAAGAACGAAGAGCUGGACGGUUUCUUAAAGCUGAGCAGUGGGAAGAAGAGAGGUCUAGUCCCUUCCAAGUACCUUGUGGAGAUAUGACUUCCGUAAAAGAGGGGAACUCUCUGUUUCCCGACCCUCGUUCUGCCCUGAAGACCACCCUCUAUCAGGAGUGCUUCCCUAACACCUCACCGACUGCCAACUCUCUGGAUGUGGAAAUGGACCCUCCCACCACCACCAGAAAACAUAGAGAGGGAGGGAGAAUAUGGUGGACGCUGGCCAGGAUAGAUUUGAUUUCACUGCUUUGCUUGGAGUGGUGGAAUAUUUUUGAGAGAAAGGAGGGGGAGGGCUUCUGUUGAGCUAGCUGCUUUACCUGUGGUGUAUCCUCACACUCUUUCACCUGUUCACGCACACACACACACACACAUACACUGCACAAAGACACUGACGCUAACAAUGGCCCUGGAGCUUGGGGGGCGUGACUGUAGCAGGCAGUGCUUGUCUGAAAAAUUUAUGGAGACUUUACAAUCUACACAGGCUUCUGCUUGAGCCAAGGGGGAGAAGACUGGCAGUUUUUCGCUGUGUGGUCGUGUGACCUUUUGGAUUUCAUGUGAAAGUGAAAUUUGGACGUUUUUGUGAGUCCAAGUUCUGUAGCAUUUUAUUGUAGCAGCUUGUUGCGACAAAGCUCUUUUCCUUUGAGGUUGUCCUCCAAGCCAGAUAUGGUAUAGCCGCAUUCCCUGUGGCACCGAUUAUUUAGCACAUUGGGGAAAACCAAAGUGGGUAGGUGGUGGGGGUAGAAGGGAGCCUCAAGGGCCUUAUGCUUGAUUUGUGGAUUUUAGAUUGGACAAUGUAAUUGAAAGUGUACUGUUGAGUUGAGUAAAAUGUAUUGAUGCAUGCUUCACUCACUCCCUGACUGGUGGGAGGUUCAGGUCCUAACAUUUCAUCUUUGCUAAACCCCUUCUUUGCUUUACAUUGGUCUACCCUGUUUCACAAUUUGUUUAGCUAAAGGGCUAACAGGUUUUUUGGUGCAAAAUGGCUGCCGUGGCAUCAUCCAGGAGUGUGCUAGACAUACCUGUAGGUGGUGGAGGAGGUUUAAAGUGCUCUGAGCAUCUGGAAAAGCGCUAUAUAAAUCCAAUCCAUUAUCAUUAAUUAUCUUUACUAUUAGGAAGGGUUUAGCCAGGAAAGUGAGGGAGACAGACACACAUGCUAAUCCUGCUGUGAUGUCCCUGUACACUCCCCAGUCCUCAGAUCACAUUUCAAAUCAAAUGUUAAUUGCCACAUGCGCCGAAUACAGCUGGUGUAGACUUUAACGUGAAAUGCUUGCUUACGAGCCCUUCCUAACAAUGCAGAGUGCUUAGUGUGUGAUUAUUUGGGACCUCUCUCCCUCUCCCCCUCUUUCUUUCCCCCACCUCUUUGUCUGUCACACAUUCUCUCUGUCUAGCACUCUCUCCCUCUUUGUGAUCACUAAAGGCUUAGAGCUCUGUGACUGCAGCAGAGGUCACAGCGGUCACAGCACUGAGACAGUGUAGCAUGAUAAGACACUCAGACACAAGGCUUAACCUAAACAUCAGAUUUCUCCCUCUAUAUGGGCUCCUCCAUAGGCCUCUGGAUGUCAGCCAUUUUCAUGGCAUUUUAUAGUAAGUUAGUAAAACAUUAUUGUCAUGGAAUGUGUUGGGAUGCAACGACCCGACAAACAUUUUUUUCACAUGUAUGACGUCCUCAGCCCUUUGGGUGAUGCUUGUUUCCAUGUUGUGUUUUUUUUUCUCCAGAGAGAUAGUCUACAUGUAGUGUUGAAAUAUACCAUUGUAACACACUUACGUAACUGCCUAGGCCGGACAAAUUAUGUUUUUGUGUAUCCCGCUGAAUUGAGAGUGGAAUGUCUAUGAAAUCACUGGUUAAAACGUCCUGUUGAUGUCAUUACUUCAUUUGCUGAUUCACUCUAGGGCAGUAGCAGUCAGAAGCUGUCUUGGCAAUAACCACUCGUUCGUAUGAAUAUAUGUAAAUAGAACUAUGGAGAAACUGUUGUAUGUAUUCAGUUAUCAUGGCAUUAACCAUAUGGUAUCCAGCUAUCAAAGAGUUCACUGUUUUUGGUAAUGGCAUUUAUUCCAUACCUAAUAUAUCAGCAUCAAGACUGAACAGCACAACCCAACCACAGGACUUUGCACUCUACCCGUUCUAGUCACUAUAUCUGUACAUCUGAUUACCCCUCAGUAUAGUCUCAAUCUUUACUAACAGUUAUAAGGUGUAUAUUGCAAUUAAAGCCACAUUUCUUGGCCAUCAAGGAGUGGGUCCACCAAGCAUUGGAGCAAUACGAUCCAUUCCAGUACAGUUUCACAUGCAUAUAACACUUGAAUUAUAUGAUAUUUCUGUGGUGCUCAAGGGAUGACAUUUCAUGAGAGCAACAGUACUUUUUUAUACAUGAUUUAAAGCUAUACAUACAGUACAUUCGGAAAGUAUUCAUACCCCUUGACUUUUUCCACAUUUUGUUACGUUAUAGCCUUAUUCUAAAAUGGAUUAAACAAAGGUUUUUCCUUAUCAAUCUACACACAAUCCACCAUAAUGACCAAGUGAAAACAGGUUUUUAGAAAAUGUUGCACAUUUAUUGAAAAUGAAAAACAGAAAUCACUUAUUUACAUAAAUAUUCAGACCCUUUGCUAUGAGACUCAAAUUGAGCUCUGGUGCAUCCUGUUUCCAUUGAUCAUCCUUAUGAUGUUUCUACAACUUGAUUGGAGUCCACCUGUGGUAAAUUCAAUUGAUUGGACAUGAUUUGGAAAGGCACACACCUGUCUAUGUAAGGUCCCGCAGUGGACAGUGCAUGUCAGAGCAAUAACCAAGCCAUGAGGUUGAAGGAAUUGUCCGUAGAGCUCCGAGACAGGAUUGUGUCGAGGCACAGAUCUGGGGAAUGGUACCAAAAACAUGUCUGCAGCAUUGAAGGUCCCCAAGAACACAGUAGCCUCCAUCAUUCUUAAAAGGAACACUGUAGGGAUGGUGCAGCACUCCACCAAACAGGCCUUUAUGGUAGAGUGGCCAGAUGGAAUUCACUCCUCAGUAAAAGGUACAUGAAAGCCCGCUUGGAGUUUGCCAAAAGGUACCUAAAGGACUCUCAGACCAUGAGACACAAGAUUCUCUGGUCUGAUGAAACCAAGAUUGAAUUCUUUGGCCUGAAUGCCAAGCGUCACGUCUGGAGGAAACCUGGCACCAUCCCUACGGUGAAGCAUGGUGGUGGCAGCAUCAUGCUGUGGGGAUGUUUUUCAGUGGCAGGGACUGGGAGACUAGUCAGGAUCGAGGGAAAGAUGAACGGAGCAAAGAGACAGAUCCUUGAUGAAAACCUGCUCCAGAGCGCUCAGGACCUCAGACUGGGGCGAAGGUUCACCUUCCAGCAGGACAACGACCCUAAGCACACAGCCAAGACAACGCAGGAGUAGCUUCGGGACAAGUCUCUGAAUGUCCUUGAGUGGCCCAGGCAGAUCCCGGACUUGAACCCGAUCAAACAUCUCUGGAGAGACCUGAAAAUAGCAGUGCAGCGAUGCUCCGCAUCCGACCUGACCGAGCUUGAGAGGAUCUGCAGAGAAGAAUGGGAGAAACUCCCCAAAUACAGGUGUGCCAAGCUUUUAGCGUCAAAAAAACAAUUUCAUCAAUUUUAGAAUAAGGCUGUAACGUAACAACGUGGAAAAAGUCAAGGGGUCUGAAUACUUUCCGAAUGCACUGCAAUUUGUUUACAAAGUCCUAUAUACCUAUAAAAGACAAUGGAGUAAUAGGUAUGGUAUAAGAAUAUAUUCUCCUAAUCAAUGGGUGUAUUUUAGUAGUUUAUUGAAAUCUUACAGCAUGUAGCUUUAAAGAAUAGCUGCAUAAUAAAGGUUUUAGAGGCAUGACAAGUAUAGUAGCCUUUAAGGGCUGGUCUUGGAUCUGUUUAUUUGAGACUGACUAACCAAGCCUGGCUCUGGACCAGUACUCCAAGGUCAUUUCCCCCCAUCCACCUGGCAUUAGCACACACGGUCUCCCUUCCUGCAUGGCUACCUGGACUGUGACCUGUACACAUGUCAAUAAAGUUCCAUCAAAUCAAUCAACAGCUCUUUGAUGUGGUCUUUUUAUUCCUAUAGAUAGAAAACCAUCACACUCUCCUGCCCAGCUGUCCUUAUUGGCUUUAGCUUCAGCUUAGACCCAUUUGGUUGGCAGUCAGGUAAUAUUUUAUUAGAUGUACAGUAGUAUUUUAUUAGUACAGUAAUAUUUUAUUAGAUGAACUGAAACUAUGACCUUGUGAUGAUGAAGGCCUCUGGUUUACAGAGGCUCACUUAGGCUGCAUCUCAAAUGACAUACUGUACAUACUGUACUGUAGUGCACUCCUUAUGGCGAGAGCCGUAUGUUUUUAUACAGUACAUGACACCGGUCAUAUUGCAGUGCUUGAAGUGGAAUGAAAAAAGUGCUGUUACUAAUAUGUCUGUACAAAGGUUUGUAUUAGAGCCAGUAUUUGAUAAGAGAUGCACAGGAAGAAGAAAAUUAUGGUGCCGGUUCUCCAUACGGGUCAGGACUGGCUCACUUCAAUCACUUACUAUAUGGGGAAUAGGGUGUCAUUUUAGAUUUGGCCUUGGAGCUGUGUAGUUGUAUAAGAACCCUAUGGCUGGUUGUGUAAGCUCACUUCAAUCACAUACUAUAUGGGGAAUAGGGUGCCAUUUUAGAUUUGGCCUGGGAGUUGUGUAGUUGCAUGACAACCCUAUUGCUGGCUGUGUAAGUCAUGGGCCACAGAAUGUUGUGGUGACAGUGAAACUCCUUGGGGACUCUUUAGUUUAAAAACCACUUCGAUGUAAAGUCCCCUGUUUAGGGGACCUGCGUGGUUCUGGUACCGCUUCCGACCGACAUUUUAGGUUAUAGAGUUCAACGUGUCAAAUCGGAGGGCCUGUUGUCUGGACCUCUGGCCGUCUCUAUGGGUGUGCCACAGGGUUCAAUUCUCGGGCCGACUCUAUUCUCUGUGUAUAUCAAUGAUGUUGCUCUUGCUGCUGGUGACGCUCGGAUCCACCUCUACGCAGACGACACCAUUUUGUAUACAUCUGGCCCUACAUUGGACACUGUGUUAACAAACCUCCAAACGAGCUUCAACGCCAUACAACACUCCUUCCGUAGCCUCCAACUGCUCUUAAACACUAGUAAAACUAAAUGCAUGCUCUUCAACCGAACGCUGCUUGCACCCGCCCACCCGACUAGAAUCACUACUCUCGGCGGGUCUGACCUAGAGUAUGUGGACAACUACAAAUACCUAGGUUUCUGGUUAGACUGUAAACUCUCCUUCCAGACUCACAUUAAGCAUCUCCAAUCAAAAGUUAGAUUUAGAAUCGGCUUCCUAUUUCGCGACAAAGCCUCCUUCACUCAUGCUGCCAAACAUGCCCUUGUAAAACUGACUAUCCUACCGAUCCUUGACUUCGGCGAUGUCAUUUACAAAAUAGCCUCCAACACUCUACUCAGCAAAUUGGAUGUAGUCUAUCACAUCCGUUUUGUCACCAAAGCCCCAUAUACUACCCACCACUGUGACCUGUACGCUCUUGUUGGCUGGCCCUCACUACAUAUUUGUCGCCAAACCCACUGGCGGCAGGUAGUUUGUGGUAAAGAGCGUUGUGCCAGUAACCGAAAGGUCGCUGGUUCUAAUCUCCGAGCCGACUAAGUGAAAUCUGUCUGUGCCCUUGAGCAAGGCACUUAACCCUAAUUGCUCCUGUAAGUCGCUCUGGAUAAGAGCGUCUGCUAAAUGACUAAAAUGUAAAAUGUAAAUGUAAAUCUAUAAAUCACUGCUAGGCAAAUCCCCGUCUUAUCUUAGCUCACUGGUCACCAUAGCAACACCCACCCGUAGUCUGCGCUCCAGCAGGUAUAUCUCACUGGUCAUCCCCAAAGUCAACACCUCCUUUGGCCGCCAUUCCUUCCAGUUCUCUGCUGCCAAUGACUGGAACUAACUGCAAAAAUCUCUGAAGCUGGAGACUCUUAUCUCCCUCACUAACUUUAAGCGUCAGUUGUCAGAGCAGCUUAAAGAUUAAUGCACCUGUACACAGCCAUUCUGAAAUUAGUCCACCCAACUACCUCAUCCCCAUAUUGUUAUUUAUUUUGCUAAUUUGCACCCCAGUAUCUCUAUUUGCACAUCAUCUUUUGCACAUCUAUCAUUCCAGUGUUAAUACGAAAUUGUAACUAUUUUGCACUAUGGCCUAUUUAUUGCCUUACCUCCAUAACUUACUACAUUCGCACACACUGUAUAUAUAUAUUUUUUUGUAUUUUUGCCUUUAUGUUUUGUUUACCCCAUAUGUAACUCUGUGUUGUUGUUUUUAUCGCACUGCUUUGCUUUAUCUUGGCCAGGUCACAGUUGUAAAUGAGAACUUGUUCUCAACUGGCUUACCUGGUUAAAUAAAGGUGAAAUAAAAAUUAAAAAAAUUAAUCGAUCUGUGGACACCGUAGAUUGAAAUGGCUUGCAUUGAGCGGUAGCCCUGAUUCUCAACGACACAGGAGUAUACUGUUUUGCCUAUGUGAAGCAGGAUGUGAAAUCUGACACCACUUGAAGUUGGGAUGUCCCUCCUACCAUUUUAUUCGCUCUUCCGACUGUCCAUCAACUUCUGGCUGAACCCUACGUCACAGCCACUAACAUAUGCCUGGAAUCCUUACAUCGUAACGCAGCAGGAGAGAGCGGUUUCGUCGCUGUAGCACAUUCAGAGAUCAAUUUAUAGCCAGUAAUAUAAAAGAUGGACAAGAUUAAUGAGAUGAAAGGUGAGUUCCGAAGAAGUACAGGAAGCCAAGCUAGAGCUCGUUGAGACAUUCACAGCGAUGAUCAAGAGAGGCCUUAUAAUAUUCACACUAAAUCUACAAAUAUAUAUACUGAGUAUACCAAACAUUAGGAACACCUUCCUAAUAUUGAGUUGCACCCCCUGUUGCCCUCAGAACAACCUCAGUUCGUCGGGGCAUGGACUCUACAAGGUGUCGAAAGCGUUCCACAGGGAUGCUGGCCCAUGUUGACUCCAAUACUUCCCAUAGUCGUGUCAAGUUGGCUGGAUGUCCUGUGUGUGGUGGACCAUUCUUGAUACACAUGGGAAUCUGUUGAGCAUGAAAAACCGUUGCAGUUCUUGACCCCGUUCAAAGGCACUUAAAUAUUUUGUCUUGCCCAUUCACCCUCUGAAUGGCACACAUACACAAUCCAUGUCUCAAUUGUCUCAAGGCUUAAACAUCCUUCUUUAACCUGUCUCCUCCCUUUCAUCUAAACUGAUUGAAGGGGAUUUAACAAGUGACAUCAAUAAGGGAUCAUAGCUUUCACCUGGAUUCACUUGCUCAGUCCAUGUCAUGGAAAGAGCAGGUGUUCUUAAUAUUUUGUACACUCAGUGUCUUUUACAGUUAUAAGGGAGGUGAAAUCUUAUAGGUAGUCAUUUUAUAACUUGAUUAUACUAUAUUUAAAAGAAAAUGUGUCAUUUCAAGCCUUAUUCAUACAGUUUUGUUGAAUAGGAAUACAUGGUAUAAAAUAUUUCAUAUUUUCAUAUUUUAUCAUAUUUGUACUGUGUACUUGAGCUUGUGUCCUCAAAAGUGAGUACACCUCAACAAUUUAUAACUUUUUUUACCAGAAAGGUGAGAUUUUAACCUUUCUUGGAGUAUGCAGCAUUACUAGUUAUUGUUUUAUCUCAUGAUAAAUAAUUACUUUUGGAGAUUAGGUAGAUUAAAUUUUCGAUUACAUUUAGUUACAUUUAAGAGGUUUAAACUUUUACUGCAGUGGGCUAAAUCAGGGUCACACAGAGUGUUUCUUGGUAGUCUUAAAAAAAUCUAAUUUGAAACAAAAGUAUACACCUCAUUACACACGGUUAUGGGCUUUAAAAAAGGAAGACACCUAUACAAUGUCAGAUACUGUAUAUACAGUAGUUGAAAUGUAUUCCAUUUUGAGUUUGCAUCCCAAUAUACCAAAACCGUUUGACAUAGAAACACUGAAUUUUCAGCGUAAAAAAAUAAUAACAUGUUUAUUAAUUAUGAAAUUAUGAAAAAUAUUAAUAGUAUUCCACCCAUGAGGCCACUAGAGGGCAAUUUGGUCAGGAAAGGGCUACGGUGACAUGGCAGAGCUCAGGAAGUUUGCUCCGACUUAAUGAGCACAAAUAACACAAUGAGUUCUAAUUCAACUAAUUGGCAUUGAAGGGGAGCUGCUGGUAGGCGAGACUGUGAGCUGGCAGAGUGGAACGUUGCGUGUGUAUACACAUUGUGUGUGUGUGUGUGUGUGUGUGUGUGUGUGUGUGUGUGUGUGUGUGUGUGUGUGUGUGUGUGUGUGUGUGUGUGUGUGUGUGUGUGUGUGUGUGCGAAUGUCAGGUCUUUUGAGAAUGUUUUGUUGGUUAAUACAUUAGACAGACACUUCAUUAUCGUUACAGGGAGCAUGUGAGCAUGUGAGCCAGGGGAGACCAUAGUACUGUAAUAUAUAUCAUUAUAAACAGGUGCCUCUUUACAUUUUUAUUUAAGAAACAAAUAAUGUUUCAUAUUACUGUCAUUCUACAAAUGUGUGGCUGUAGACUAGAAUAGCAACAACUCUAAAUAAUGCUGUAAUUUAGAAUUGCUGUAUUAAUAUUACAUUUUGAUGGACACUCAUAAACAUACAAUUAUGACUAGAACUACUGUUCCAUGAAGGAGGGAACAAGGUAUAACAUACUAUGGGGAGUCAACGACCAAUCAUAUUCACCUGAAGAAAACUGAAAUCACGCCCAACGGGCCAAUGGAUGCCAAGCCCGCUCUCAGAAGCCCCACCUCCCUGGGUAUAAUACCGGGCUCACAUCCAUUUCCUCAAUUCAGUAUCGCUCUUCAGCGAGCCCAAAUCCCCUGACGGCGCGGGGCCAAAAUAUGUUAUACCUCGCUCCCUUCUUCAGGGAACAUAACGGUACGUCCCCUUAACUGUACGUCCAUAACUGUACGUCCCCUUUCAGUCGGUCACUCGGUAUAGCAUACUAUGGGGACAUACAAUCACGUGCCAAGCCGGCUCAGAGAGUACCAAACUAGGAGGCCCACAGCAGCCCAAGCACUCAGGUUCCACCAGCUCCAAAAAGGGGUUACAGAAGCCAAAUGUUUCCCUAAUACUUACUCGAGAAGCCUGAACUGUCAGAGCCUCAUGAGGCCUGAACUGUCAGAGCACCAUAUAGGGAACCAGAACUUGCUGCAACUUCGCUAUGCGCACUGACUCGCUGCCACUGAAGCCCAAGUCCAUAGACCCUAUGGUUCCAAGAACAAUACUUACCUUGCAAGCCUGAAAUGUCAGAACUCGUACAAGGAACUUUAAGUCCAAAACAACAGAACAUCUGUUGUGACUUGGUAAAGCGCACACGCGCUCUGCAUAGCAUCGACCAGAGUCCAUGAACCACGGCAGCCUGAGGCACAAACCCACAGGAAUCCUGCAGUAACCUGGAAACUGUGAACUUGCACACUACCACAGCAGCCCAAGGCUCAAACCCACAGGAAACUGUGGUAACCCUGAUAAUGCGCACUUUACACACUUCCACACCCCAAGGCAGCUCAAGGUUCAAACCCAAAGGGAAUAGCCCGGAUAAAUGCGCAAUCUGCACGCUGCCUAACACCCACUCCCGGACCCAAACAUAAGAACACUACAAGCCUCAAUGGAAGCAGUUACAUCCAAAUGAUUAAACCUCACAAAGGUAUGUAGGGAACUCCAACUUUCUGCAGCACAUAUAUCACCAAUCGUCAUGCCCCUGAACAAUGCCCAAGCAGCCACCACAUCCCUAGUGGAGUGAGCACGCACACAGCUAGGCAACCCUUGUACUUUGCUGUCAUACGCCAGGGAGAUUGCCUCCACAAUCCAAUGAGAAAGAUGCUGCUUAGAAAGUGCCCUACCCCUGCGUAGAUAUCCUUGUUCCUAUCCAUACACAUGUGUAAAUCGAGCACCGGACACAGGCUAUGCAACCUCCGUUGUUCACUGGAAGCAAACGGAAGAGGUGAGAAAGGGAACAGCUCAAAAGCCAGGGACCUGUAAGACAUCGGCAUAACCUUGGGAGCAAAAGCUGCAUUAGGACGUAACAUCACUUUGGAGUCGCCAGGCGUGAACUUCAAACAGGAAGGGUGCAUUGAUAGCGCGCGGAGAUCCCCAACACGUUUGGCCGAUGCCAAGGCCAUGAGCAGGGCAGUCUGGUCAGAAAAUACCUUCAGGUCCACAGACUCCAAUGGUUAAAACGGAGGCUCACACAGUGUCCAGGACCAAAGCCAGGUCACAGGUCAGUGACAUAGGCUUAGACACUAGUCUGUGCCGAUGCAUGCCUUUCAGGAACCGCACCACCAGAGGAUGAAACCCCGGAGUAGAGCCGUCAAUCCCUACAUGACACGUCGAGAUGGCUGUCAUAUAAACCUUCAAUGUGAAAAAAAAGGCCCAGCUCAAAAAGCUCUUGCAAGAACAUCAAAAUGUCCACCGAAGAGCACUGAAAAGGAGAAACUCCUUUAACCUGACACCAACCCUCAAAUGCAUGCCACUUACAUGUAUACAACUCUCUCGUAGAGGGCGCACGCGCCGACUGUAUAGUCGUAAUCACAUUUGAGGGUAAACCCCUAACCGUCAAAUUCAACCUUUCAGUGGCCAAACCCACAGAUCCCAUUUCUGUGGUCAUGGGUGCCAAACUCUCACGUGCGCCUGGGACAAUAGAUCCCGAUGACACGGAAUCCUCCACAGGUCCCCGCCCAACAGACGGAUGAUCUCCGGGAACCAGGGUGUCUGGGAAAACGGGGAGCCACCAGAAUCAACAACAGGAAACGCAUAGAGCAGGGUCCAAGGCCACUGAUACGCCAAAGCCGUUCCCAACGGAGCGGCCAGAUCCCUCAUAAAGAUGAACAGAUGACAAUUAGCAUUUUCUCGAGAUCUACGUCGGCCCUGCAGAACUGGUCCCAUAUCUGGGCAACCACCGAGGGUUGCAGUCUCCACUCCGUAGAGAUAGGACCCCCUGGAAAGUAGACCCACACCCACAUUGAGAGAUCCGGGAAGAUACGUCACCCUGAGCGACAGGAAAUGCGCACUGCUUCAUACGAGCAGAUAACGGGCCAGGGUUUAGGAGAGCGAGAGAGCGAGAGAGCGUGUUUCCCCCUACAUGUUGAUGUACAUCACCGCCAUCCUGUUGUUGGACCUUACCAACACAUGCUGGCCCUCCAACAUUGGAAGAAAAUGUCUCAGUGCCAGCAAAACAGUCAGUAGCUCUAGGUAAUUGAUAUGCAGCAUCCUUUGUGCUGUUGACCAAAUCCCUCUUUCCAAGUAGCCCUCACACAGCGCUCCCCAUUCCAGUAAGGAUGUGUCUGUCGUGAUCACCCUACGGGACACUACCAGCUUGGCAGUGUGGAGCUCCACCUGUUCCCCCUCGACUCCGCUACGACCAGCCAAUCGUGCAGAUAGGCCAAUACUCUGAUUCCUUGGCACUGCACCGGUGCCCAAGCCACCGUAGAAAAGAUGCAGGGCGAUAUGGCGAGCCCAAAAGGCAGGACCAGAAACUCUUAGGCCACACCCUCGAAAUGAAACCUCAGCAACGUUUUGUGGGGAGGAUGUAUAGCCACCUGAAAAUAUGCAUCCUUCAGCUUUAUGGUAUUUAAAACACUCAAGUUUCAUCGCUCUUAGGAAAUAAGAAGUACCGGCUGUACCAACCGCUCUGUACUUCUGACACGGGGACCACCCGAAUAGCCUGCUUUUGAAGGAGAGAGGAAAUCUCCUCACUCAAGACAGCGCUAGGACCUCGGGGACCAUUGACAUAAUGACAUCACAAAAAGGAGGAGGACGCACAGCGAACUGCAGGCCGUACCCCCUCGUCACCAUCCUCAUCACCCAUGGUGAAACUGCGCAUGCCCCCCACUGGACAGAGCACACUGCCAGCAUCCCAUACAUUAUCUCCUGAAGGGGGGGCAGUGCGCCACCCUGAGGACUGGGAUAAUUAGUUUUUUUUGUCAUGCUUGUUCUCAUAUCCACCACUCUUGACAACCGUGUGUCUGAAUGUGGGGAAGAAACUGUGUUGAUUAUGCCCACACCUGGUCGAUACCGCACUCUCGAUACCCCUGAAGACGAAGGAACCUUGGAUAGAAACAAUGUGCUUUCUUGGUACCGCUGUUCUGAUACCCAGCCCACACCGGGUUCGGGGACCUCGGCAACCAGUAACUUGCCCCUAUUGACCAAGCCACUUGGGAGCACUGUUGCCACAGUAAAGGAGGGCCCCGAGUACACUCCCCCUCCCCGGCCUCCAGCUAGGGUCGUGAGGUCUGCUCCUUGCCCUGCGCCGCGGAAGAAUCACAGUCAAAAACCGACCUCGAAGCUGCCCUCUGGCCUGGGGCAACCCCGCCUCUAACCUGGACCCUUUCCUUCUUCAAAGGAUUUCUGUGGGAAAAAGGACCCAUGGAGCUGCGUCCUGUUUUUGUUUCUCCUUGAAACGGGCCUGUAAGGACUCCAUAGCCGAGCCAAACAACCUUGUUGGCAAAACUGGUUCAUCCAAAUACAUCUGCCUGUCCCUCUCAGGAAUGACACCCUCAUCCUGGUAUACUUUGUCCAGCUGAUCAACCGAGAAACGGCACUGUUUAUUUGGAAGCACUGUGCUAGGAUUAGCCGUGUUGUUAGCCUCUGGAGCUAAGUAACUCGCCAGCUUUUCAUCCAUCGGUGGUGUGCAAACAAGCCCCACCUCCACCAUACACUCUACAUUCAUGAACUCGCCAUAACCUGGUAGCAGCAGCCUGGCUGAAUGAGGGGAAUCCCAGGUCACCCCUUUAGCGCAUUGGCAAAAUCUUUAAACAGGGGUAAGCGACGCUGUACCACUGCAGGGAUACCUCCCAAACCUGAAGACGACCAAUCCACUCUCCGGUGAUCUGUCACCCUACGACACAGAUCCAUCAAAGGCGCAUUAACCACCAAUGGUUCACUCUCCCCAGCUGAAUCCAAAGCCGGGGCUUUAGGCUCCUCCGGACUCAUCCGAUUCACACUAUGAAACCUUCCAGAGCCAACCAGGGAUAGUAUAUCAUCCCCGGAAUCCGGACUCUGAACACUGCCAGAGAAACUGGAAUGAGCCUCACUCGGCUGGGGUGACACCCCUAUCAUCUCCGACCACCGCUGUGGCUCUCUGCCGGCCUCAGACAACCCCAUUCCUGAGGUCGCUUCACUGGAACACACUUCGCAAGCAGCCCCAGUUUUUCUGCAGCGACUGUAUGUUUUACCGAGUGACCAACUGAAAGAGAACUAAUCCUAUCAUGUCAAAUAUCCUGUCACUCUUCAUUCAUCUCUCUCGCUCUCUCUCUCUCUCUCUCUCUCGCUCGCUCGCGCUCCCUCUCUCUCUCUCAGUAUCUCCUCUUUCUCUCUCUCGCCGUCACCACUGUAGUGUAAAUGAGCGAGGGAUUGUCUCUUUGUUCUGAGGUGGCAUCACUAUGUGUAAUCAGCUCUCCAAUGUCAGUUCAUUUUCAUUCGCUCAACAUGAAAGUGUGCUGGAGAAACUGACUGCCAACAGGCAGAGCCAAGGUAGGAGGGGGCUCUGAUGUUAUGAACGUGUUUGAAUGUUUGAACUAACUGGCUAUGGAUGUGUCCCAGUGAAUGUGCAACCAGAAAACCUUAGAUGUAAUGAACUACUGACAAUUACACACACACACACACACACACCUGCAAUGAAACUGGAACACCACCAGAGAAAAUGACCCCAUGGGUCUCCCGGUCGCGGCCGGCUACAACAGAGCCUGGAUUCGAAACAGGAUCUCUAGUGGCAUAGCUAGCACUGCGAUGCAGUGCAUUAGACCACUGCGCUACUCAGGAGAUUAAACACAAGGCCAAAUAUACACUGGAGUUGCUUACAUUUUAGUCAUUUAGCAGACGCUCUUAUCCAGAGCAACUUACAGGAGCAAUUAGGGUUAAGUGCCUUGCUCAAGGGCACAUCGACAGAUUUUUCACCUAGUCGGCUCAGGGAUUAGAACCAGCGACCUUUCGGUUACUGGCACAACGCUCUUAACCACUAAACCUCUUAACCAUUAAACUACCUGCCGCCAUGGCCACCUAAUCAUCCCCUGCUUCUAAUUGGCUCAUUCAUCUCCCCUGUAACUAUUAUCCAGGUUGUUGCUGUAAAUGAGAAUGUGUUCUCAGUCAACUUACCUGGUAAAAUAAGGGAUAAAUAAAAAAUACCUUCUGCUGUACGUCUUGAAUGAGCAAAUCCAUGUUCUCCUCUCGUCUUUCUGACAGGGCCAGCGGAUAGCGUCAUCACUAAAUGUCAGGGUCAGGAUAAAGUUAGUUGUUCAAACAUCAAACAAAACAAUUCAAGAGACCUUGCGGCCUUAACAUAUUGUGGCAUUAGCGGGUCCACUCCUUAGCUAGCUAACUAGAAGAACUAGGAGACGGUUGCUCAAGUUGAACCGGCGAACUGGGUUUUAUUGCCCUUGAAGUACAGGCUAACAGAGGGUUAGGAGGGCUGCCCAAAACAAUAAAAGCAUCUGGCUCACUCUAAUAACUUGGUGGAACUCAGAGGAGAGGUUAUCGUUGUCCAUUCAGUCUCGGUCUGACUCACUCUCCCUCUGCUCCCCCUCAACCCCCAAAACGAGUGGCCUAUAAGAGCUAUCUGAACGGUAACUCCUACCCUCAUACCUUCCCCAUGAGCCCUCUACACGAUAGACCUACAGGGUCGCUACAAUAUUAUUAGAUGCACUGCACUUACCUCUCUGCGGCUUUACAUUGCUCUCCAAUAUAUAUUGCAAACACACAAGACUGGGAUAUAAGUGUCAAUUGCGACUCCAAAUUGACAAAUGGGUGUCCUUAAAGUCCCCUUUUUCACAUUCUGUCUCCUCUACAGGAAUUCUGAGAUCUCCCCUCUCUUUUUCUAGCUCAUUCUCUCUCUCUCUCUCUCUCUCUCUCUCUCUCUCUCUCUCUCUCUCUCUCAAUGUUGCGAGGAAGAAAGGAUUUAAUUUGCAUCGUCUCCAUUUCAAAACGAGGAAGCUGAAUCAAUAAGCCACUUUAUAUAGUAACAUCUUCAUUACAAUACAGGCCAAGUAGAAAUUAAUAUGAAAAGAAAAUAGCUCUUGAUAAGGAGAAAGACUAAUACAGUGCCUUCAGAAACUAUUCACACCCCUUGAUUUUUUCCACAUUUUGUUGUGUUAUAGCCAGAAUUUAAAAUUGAUUAGAUUGAGGUUUUGUGUCACUGGCCUACACACAAUACCCCAUAAUGUCAAAAUGGAAUUAUGUUUUUAGAAAUUGUAAUACAUUUAUUAAAAAUAAAAGUCUAAAUUUCUUGAGUCAAUACGUAUUCAACCCCUUUGCUAUGGCAAGCCUAAAUAAGUUCAGGAGUCAAAAUGUGCUUAACAAGUCACAUAAUAAGUUGCAUGGGCUCACUCUGUGUGCAAUAAUAGUGUUUUGGGCGGCGCACUCAUGGGCGGCGCACAAUUGGCCAAGCGUCUUCCAGGAUAGGGGAGGGAAUGGCCGGCAGGGAUGUAGCUCAGUUGAUAGAGCAUGGCGUUUGCAACGCCAGGGUUGUGGGUUCGAUUCCCACUGGGGGCCAGUAUAAAAAAAAAAAGUAAAUUAUUCACUAACUGUAAGUCGCUCUGGAUAAGAGCGUCUGCUAAAUGACUAAAAUGUAAAUGUAAUAUAUGUUUAACAUAAUUUUUGAAUGACUACCUCAUCUCUGUAUCCCACACAUACAAUUACAGUGGGGAAAAAAAGUAUUUAGUCAGCCACCAAUUGUGCAAGUUCUCCCACUUAAAAAGAUGAGAGAGGCCUGUAAUUUUCAUCAUAGGUAGACGUCAACUAUGACAGACAAAUUGAGAAUAAAAGAUCCAGAAAAUCACAUUGUAGGAUUUUUAAUGAAUUUAUUUGCAAACUAUGGUGGAAAAUAAGUAUUUGGUCAAUAACAAAAGUUUCUCAAUACUUGGUUAUAUACCCUUUGUUGGCAAUGACACAGGUCAAACGUUUUCUGUAAGUCUUCACAAGGUUUUCACACACUGUUGCUGGUAUUUUGGCCCAUUCCUCCAUGCAGAUCUCCUCUAGAGCAGUGAUGUUUUGGGGCUGUCGCUGGGCAACACAGACUUUCAACUCCCUCCAAAGAUUUUCUAUGGGGUUGAGAUCUGGAGACUGGCUAGGCCACUCCAGGACCUUGAAAUGCUUCUUACGAAGCCACUCCUUCGUUGCCCGGGCGGUGUGUUUGGGUUCAUUGUCAUGCUGAAAGACCCAGCCACGUUUCAUCUUCAAUGCCCUUGCUGAUGGAAGGAGGUUUUCACUCAAAAUCUCACGAUACAUGGCCCCAUUCAUUCUUUCCUUUACACGGAUCAGUCGUCCUGGUCCCUUUGCAGAAAAACAGCCCCAAAGCAUGAUGUUUCCACCCCCAUGCUUCACAGUAGGUAUGGUGUUCUUUGGAUGCAACUCAGCAUUCUUUGUCCUCCAAACACGACGAGUUGAGUUUUUACCAAAAAGUUAUAUUUUGGUUUCAUCUGACCAUAUGACAUUCUCCCAAUCCUCUUCUGGAUCAUCCAAAUGCACUCUAGCAAACUUCAGACGGGCCUGGACAUGUACUGGCUUAAGCAGGGGGACACGUCUGGCACUGUAGUGUGUUACUGAUGGUAGGCUUUGUUACUUUGGUCCCAGCUCUCUGCAGGUCAUUCACUAGGUCCCCCCGUGUGGUUCUGGGAUUUUUGCUCACCGUUCUUGUGAUCAUUUUGACCCCACGGGGUGAGAUCUUGCAUGGAGCCCCAGAUCGAGGGAGAUUAUCAGUGGUCUUGUAUGUCUUCCAUUUCCUAAUAAUUGCUCCCACAGUUGAUUUCUUCAAACCAAGCUGCUUACCUAGUGCAGAUUCAGUCUUCCCAGCCUGGUGCAGGUCUACAAUUUUGUUUCUGGUGUCCUUUGACAGCUCUUUGGUCUUGGCCAUAGUGGAGUUUGGAGUGUGACUGUUUGAGGUUGUGGACAGGUGUCUUUUAUGCUGAUAACAAGUUCAAACAGGUGCCAUUAAUACAGGUAACGAGUGGAGGACAGAGGAGCCUCUUAAAGAAGAAGUUACAGGUCUGUGAGAGACAGAAAUCUUGCUUGUUUGUAGGUGACCAAAUACUUAUUUUCUGGAAAGAAAAAUCUCAAUUUGUCUGUCAUAGUUGACGUAUACCUAUGAUGAAAAUUACAGGCCUCUCUCAUCUUUUUAAGUGGGAGAACUUGCACAAUUGGUGGCUGACUAAAUACUAUUUUUCCCCACUGUAUCUGUAAGGUCCCUCAGUCGAGCAGUGAAUUUCAAACACAGAUUCAACCACAAAGACCGGGGAGGUUUUCCAAUGCCUCGCAAAGAAGGGCACCUAUUGUUAGAUGGGUAAAAAAAAUGAAUAUCCCUUUGGCUUCGAGCAUGGUGAAGUUAUUAAUUACACUUUGGAUGGUGUAUCAAUACACCCAGUCACUACAACGAUACAGGCGUCCUUCCUAACUCAGUUGCUUUAGAGGAAAGAAACCGCUCAGGGAAUUCACCAUGAGGCCAAUGGUAACUUUAAAACAGUUAUAGAGUUUAAUGGCUGUGAUAGGAGAAAACUGAGGAUGGAUCAACAACAUUGUAGUUACUCCACAAUACUAACCUAAAUGACAGUGAAAAGAAGGAAGCCGUACGGAAUACAAAUAUUCCAAAAUAUGUAUCCUGUUUGCAAUAAGGCACAAAAGUAAAACAGCUGAAUACAAAGCGUUAUGUUUGGGGCAAAUCCAACACAACACAGUGACGUGUGUUUGCCCCAAACAUAACACAUAGGUUACUAGAAGUAAAAAAACAAAGUCAAAAGCCUGUGGUCUAGCUAGCAGUAACGCUGCCAGACACAUGUAUGCUCCUUUUCCCACCAGAGACUGGGCUUCAAUCCCCCCUUCAAUCUAUGUCUCCCAUCUGCCUGUAUCCCCUCUGA
Coregonus sp. 'balchen' is the source of this 33440-nucleotide messenger RNA. NCBI's taxonomy places the organism in Eukaryota, Metazoa, Chordata, Actinopteri, Salmoniformes, Salmonidae. The record is from the annotation of a GenBank genome assembly.